AUGGGCUUGCUAUCGUCGGGUGAUAAGGAAAAAAUUAAAAUAGCAUUACCUAAGUCAUUCAAUAAAAUCAUUUAUGUUUCAGUAGCACGGUUAUACAUUGCGUAUCCCAAUCCAGAUAAAUGGCAAUAUACAGGAUUGACAGGUUCGAUUGCAUUAGUUGACGAUUUGGUUGGUAACACCUUCUUUUUUAAAUUGAUUGACAUAAAUGGGAACAGAGGCGUUAUAUGGGACCAAGAAUUAUAUAUUAAUUUUGAAUAUUUCCAAGACCGUACAUUUUUUCACACUUUUGAAUUGGAAGAUUGCAUGGCUGGUUUAUUAUUCGAAGAUAUCGGCGAAGCUCAACAUUUUUAUAAAAGGGUUGUUAAAAGAGAAAAAUAUGCAUCCAAGAAGACUUUAUCCAAUAAUAAUGCCAUCGCAUUGAAUAAGAGCAAUAACGGUGGAGGUAAUAAAAGUAGCUCGAAUAGUAAUAUCCAUGGACCAAGGGGGGAAUCCUUGAUCAGUGAUCAAAGGCAACGAUAUGAUUAUGAUUCACUGGCCAGAAAGAAAGCCCCACCUCCACCUCCACCUUCAACUGCAACCACUUCUGCCACUACCAAUGUUACUAGAAAUAACAGUUCUAAGAGUGCUGCUAGGAAUGAGAGUACCAGUGCAAACACGCCGGAUGUUCCGGCUGAAAGUACCUCAUCUGUUCCAGUGGUCCAUCAUGUUCCCCCACCUCCGGAUCAUUACGUUAAUCCAACACCGUCAACAAAUCCCGAUUUGGAAAAAAAUCGACCUGAAAAUAACAAAACAACACAAUCUGUUAAUAUGGAUACUAGAUUUGCUUUCCCAAUUCCACAAAUGAAAAACUUUGGUUCUUCUAUUUCGGCGGUAACACCUGUAGCUGCAGUACCCCCACCCUUACCGGCGGGCAACAGACCAGCGCUGCCUCAAAGAAAUGUGCCACAACCAUCGUCGCCGGUUCUGCCAAACAGAUACAAUGCAAUUCCUGCAGUUGGUGGGGCAUUUCCUCCACCAUUACCUCCAUCUAGAAGAGGACCAGUUCCGGCACCACCUCCAAGAAGAACGACAGCAGCUCUGCCAACCAUAAAUGGAUAUACGCAGCAAGAACCUUACAACAAUACCAAUCUUGGUAGAGCUGUUCCACCUGCACCUCCGAAACGAGGACCUGUUCCACCGCCCCCUCCGCGUGCGGCUAGACCCACACCCAGUUUACCUAAUCGUGUGCCAUCUAAUCCUGUUAGUUAUGGCCAACCACAGCAAUAUAAUGACUAUAACACACGACUACAACAACAACAACAACAACAACAAGAGGUUCCAUAUGACCAAAGCGCUUACCCUCCCUCACAGAAUCAAAUACCUAUGGCACCACCAAUGCCAAGUAUGGGUCAAAGUGCUGCUGCUCCACCACCACCUCCACCACAAAUGCCGAGUAUGGGCCAGAAUGCUGCUGCUCCACCACCUCCACCACCAAUGCCAGGUAUGGGUCAAAGUGCUGCUGCUGCUCCACCACCACCACCACCAAUGCCAAGUAUGGGUCAAAGUGCUGCUGCUCCACCACCACCACCGCCAAUGCCAACUAUGGGCCAAAACAAUUCUAACAAUAGUUCUGGACUUACAGAAACAACUGGAGAUGCUGGUAGAGAUGCUUUACUGGCUAGUAUUAGAGGCGCAGGCGGUAUUAAUUCAUUGAAGAAAAUCGAUAAGUCACAGUUGGACAGGCCAAGUGUGUUAUUACAAGAAGGAAAAGAUAAUAAGCCUGGCGUUAAUAACAGUAAUGGGGCUAGUACAUCAGGAGGUGGUGGCCCACCUUCUUUGGCUGAUGCAUUGGCUGCUGCUUUGAACAGUCGGAAGGCAAAAGUUUCGUAUAAUGGAGAUGAUGAUGGUGGCGAUUGGUAA
Molecule: messenger RNA, 1899 nt
Organism: Saccharomycodes ludwigii
Lineage: Eukaryota; Fungi; Ascomycota; Saccharomycetes; Saccharomycodales; Saccharomycodaceae
Gene: LAS17
Product: actin-binding protein LAS17
Exons: 1
Coding region: 1-1899 (632 amino acids)
Molecular function (GO): actin binding
Source: RefSeq, a predicted model, not a curated record